AUGCCCGCGACAUGCGAAGCCUCCUCUCUAGUGGCCCUCCUAGUGCAGCGAUGCGCAUCAACCACCAACCUGAGAAAAGCGCGCCAACUCCACGGCCUCAUCCUAACCUCUUUGCCCACCAUCACUCCUUCGCCAUAUGUGAACAACAAUAUCCUCUCCAUGUAUGCAAGGUGUGGCUCCAUUGGGGACGCCUGCCAGCUGUUCGACAAAAUGCCUCACCGAAGCAUUGUUUCCUUCAAUGCACUCAUUUCAGCCUUUUCGCGUGGCUCCCUUCAUGCCAUUUCUGCCUUCAAUCUGUUCCAUCAAUUGGAAAUAGAAGGCCUUCGCCCAAAUGGUUCCACAUACACCAGCCUCUUACAAGCGUCCUCUCUGCUUGAAAAAUGCACUCCUGGCUCCAUGCUUCAUGCUCGACUUGUAAAGUCUGGAUUUGCAGGAGAUACUUGUGUCCAGACCUCAUUACUUGGGAUGUAUUCGAAUUGUGGGGAUUUGGAAUCUGCAGAAAAUAUUUUCAACCCUAUGGUUGACAAAGAUGCGGUGGCUUGGAAUUCAAUGAUUUUAGGCUACAUGAAAAACGAGAACAUAGCAAGUGGUCUUCAAUUAUAUGGGAGCAUGGUGAGGAGUUCUACACUUCCUACCCAAUUCACAUAUUCAAUGAUCUUAAUUGCUUGUAGUAGACAAAUAGAUCUUGUCUCUGGGAAAGCUGUCCAUGCUCAGUUGGUUGCAUGCGUCUUCAGGAGAAUAGAAUACCCCGAUUUGGUUUCAUGGAACUCAAUGAUAUCUGGGUAUUCAGAGAAUGGGCUGGCACAGGAAGCCAUGGAAAUGUUUGUUCAGUUUCAACGAAUCUCAUCUUUUAAACCAGAUCAAUACACAUUCGCAGCCAUUAUUUCUGCAACAGCAACAAGCCCAUAUUCUAAUUAUGGAAAACCGCUUCAAGCGCAAGUUAUCAAAGCAGGUUAUGAAAGGAGUGUCCAUGUAGGAAGCACAUUAAUUUCAAUGUAUUUCAACAAUAAAGAAACUGGCUGUGCACAAAAAGUUUUCAGUUCAAUUUUGGAGAAGGAUACUGUUCUAUGGACAGAUAUGAUUUCGGGUCAUUGUAGAAUGGCUGAUGGAGAGAAUGCAGUCAAAUUCUUCCAUUUAAUGCGUAGGGAAGGCCUAAAGGUCGACAGUUUUGCUCUUAGUAGCACUUUAAGUGCCUGUGCCGACCUUGUAAUUCUGAAACAAGGCGAGAUGAUUCAUUGCCUUGCUAUAAAAACAGGUUAUGAUUUUGAAAUAUCUGUAUGCGGCAGUCUAAUAGAUAUGUAUGCCAAAAAUGGGGAGCUUCAGGCAGCUGAAUCAAUAAUUUCCACGGUCUCAUCCCCAGAUUUGAAGUGCUGGAAUGCGAUGCUUGGAGGAUAUGGACACCAUGGGAAGGCCGUGGAAGCAAUGAAGGUGUUUGAUGAGAUAUUGAAAAACAAUCUCAGUCCAGAUAAGGUAACGUUUAUUUCUCUUCUCAGUGCCUGUAGCCACGAUGGGUGGGUAGACAAAGGAAAACUUCUCUGGAAUUGCAUGAAAGAAAAUGGGUUGAGACCAGGGCCGAAGCACUACUCUUGCAUGGUAAGUUUGUUAAGUCGAGCAGGACUUCUAGAGGAAGCAGAGAGGAUGAUUGUUGAUUCACCCUUUAGUGAAGAUAAUGUUGACUUGUGGAAAGCGUUGUUAAGUUCAUGCAUCACUCACAAGAAUUUUGAAAUGGGGGUUCGCGCUGCUGAACAGGUUCUAGAUGUAGAUGGAGAUGAUUGCGCUACACAUGUAUUGCUUAGCAAUCUUUAUGCAGCUGCAGGGAAAUGGGGCGAUGUCAUAAGAACGAGGAGAAAGAUGAAACAUCUUGUGUUGGAAAAAGAUCCUGGUCUAAGCUGGAUUGAAGUUAUGAAUGAGAUCCAUGUGUUCUGUUCUGGGGAUCAAUCACACCCAAUGAUGAAAGAAAUGCACACUGAACUGCUUAGCAUAAAAGGAAACAUGAAAUCAAAAGUUGAUAGAAAUUUCACACUAUAA
Thlaspi arvense is the source of this 2028-nucleotide messenger RNA. The record is from the annotation of a GenBank genome assembly. Lineage: Eukaryota; Viridiplantae; Streptophyta; Magnoliopsida; Brassicales; Brassicaceae.